CACUCUCGCGCACACACGCCCUCUUUCUCCAUCACAAAGCUCAAGUAGCUUUCGACUCGUUCGCCGCCUUCGCUCGAUCAUUCUUCUCUCCUUCUGCCAUCUGUGCUCCCAUCCUUUUUCUUAUUGCCACCGUCGCUCCCAUCUCUCGCACCACUCCUCCUUCCGUCUUUCCUUUCCCUCUCCUUCCUUUGCGUCGCUGUCGCCGUGCUCGCCAGGUCUGCUGCGUGGCUGCCGCGUUCCAACCCCAGCUCUCCGUCUAUCUCUGUUGUGUUACUUCCCGCACUGCGCUGGGAUAGCAACGUCACCCUCCCUCAGGCAUCUCAACCAUCAGAGAGUGCACCCUCCAGUCCUUCCUCUCAUCACCCACUCGUAAACAAUCCCAAAAACCCUACCGCCCGCGCCCUCCUGCUUCGGUUCAGACUCGCCCUCGGCCCCCAGUGCCUCUCGCUCAGCUUCUGUCCGCUCCCUUAGACGAGCCACCGUCUCUGUUGACUUCACCGUCUUCAACUGCUUAUCCAACACCCAGAUCCACAACCAUCGUACCAUCUAGCAGCAACAGCUUCAGCUACCCUACUUGUUUAACCACAUAAGCAACAAGCUAUUACGACUCACUUACGGCUCUUAUUGCGUUCGCCAUCCACACCCGCACCAACGCACACGCACACGCCUGCAAUCUCCAUUACGUCUGCAUCGUUUUGAGUGUGUAACCCUGUUCUCUCCUCGCUUCAGCACAUCGUCAUGGAUCAACAAGGUCAAGGCGCCAAUCCGGCACCCAUGGGCCCCGCUGGACGCCGGCUGCACAUUGCUCAUCGACGAAGCCCUUCAGAGCUGACUCCUCUGAUGAUGGAACAACUUGCCCUCGCCCAGCAAAUUGAAUUACUACAAGCACAGCAGAACCAAUUGGCCGCCACACAUCAACAAUACGUCAAUAUGGGCAUGCUACCUCAGGGCCAGAUGCCCAACUUUCAAAUACCAGCCGGCCAGAUGAAUAUCUCGCCACAUGGCAACCAGUUUCAGUUUGCUGGCCAGAUGGCUGGCGCUCAGCACCUGAAUGUGCCAAUGAACCCCCCUGCUGCACCAGCUUCACAUCGCCGGAACCAGUCGGCUUUGCCUGGCGUUGGUUCGAUGGGCCCUCCGCCGGUGCCAAACAACGGGAAUAAUAACAGCAAUACUCAAGGUCGUGAGAACGUUGCUCCACGCGGUCGUGGUGGUGGCGCGGCAGGUGGAGGACAUACUCGACGCCAUUCUCUUGCCUUGCCCGAAGCCAAGAAAGCCGCCGAGCUGGCAGAACAGAAACGAAAAACGAAUGCCUUCCAAUUUCCUUCACCUAGCACCACAAACGCCGAAACUCCUAAUGCUAAUGAAGCGUCUUCUCCUUCAACAGGUACCGCACAACCAGCACAAGCCGGGACCUCUUCUACGCGGGGACGUGGUGGAGGCCAUGGACGAAGCCAGAGUAUGGCUGUUGGCCGUGGCGGUGGUCAGGCUGGCCGUGGUUUCCAGUUUCCCCCCCCGCAAGCAACAAACGAUGCUGGCCAGCAGCAGGGUGGGUCAGACUUUGUACGAAGAGGCAGUCAGGGACACGGACGCUCUAGCUCUCGUAAUUUCGAGGGCAACUGGAGACAACCGAACAACAACCAAGUGCAGUCGCAGGAUCAAUCGCAGGGGACCAUGGGCAACUUUAGCCUGGGACAGAAUGCGGCGGCACCUCCAUUCCAACCGGGCCACCGUGCUCGCGGUUCGGUCAACCAACAGUCUAUCAGUAGUAUCGGGAACUUCCAGUAUGGUGGUCAGCCGCAGAUGAUGGGGUUCAACCAACAAAUGAUGCUUCAGCCGAAUUUGCUUGCAGCCCAAGGCUUGAACCCGAUGCAGUUCGCUCAGCUUCAGGCACUACAGCAGAUGAAUGGCAUGGGCCUCCAAGCCAGUCAACACGCGCCACAGUUAUCUGUCGGUGGGAACCAGCAGCAGAGAAAGACCCUUUUUACACCGUACCUCCCUCAAGCUACGCUACCGGCUUUGUUAGGCAAUGGCCAGCUCGUUGCAGGUAUACUCCGGGUCAAUAAGAAGAAUCGUAGUGAUGCCUACGUGACAACAUCCGAUCUUGACGCCGAUAUCUUCAUUUGUGGCAGCAAAGACCGUAAUCGAGCCCUUGAGGGCGAUCUUGUCGCUGUUGAGCUUCUCGAUGUCGACGAAGUCUGGUCCCAGAAGCGCGAGAAGGAAGAAAAGAAAAAGCGCAAGGACAACACCGACACGCGAACUAGCAGCAUCAACGAUGCUACAACCCAAGCAGAACCUGCCGGUGAUGGAUCUAUUCGUCGACGUGGUAGCCUUCGACAAAGACCCAUGCAAAAGAAGAAUGACGAUGUCGAAGUUGAAGGUCAAAGCUUACUUCUUAUUGAGGAGGAAGAAAUCAACGAUGAACAGAAACCUCUUUACGCCGGCCACGUCGUCGCUGUCAUUGAACGCAUCGCCGGGCAAAUGUUCUCUGGUACCCUUGGUCUGCUUCGCCCAUCCAGCCAAGCCACAAAGGAGAAGCAAGAAGCAGAGCGCGCUGCCCGUGAUGGGGGAAACCCCAGGGAGCCACAGCGAACCCAAGAAAAGCCCAAGAUCGUCUGGUUCAAGCCCACGGACAAGCGUGUCCCACUUAUUGCCAUCCCUACUGAGCAAGCACCACGUGAUUUCGUUGAGCGUCAUCAGGACUACGCCAACAAGAUCUUUGUUGCCUGCAUCAAGCGCUGGCCCAUCACUUCUCUUCACCCGUUUGGCACUCUUGUCGAAGCCCUGGGUGAGAUGGGUGACCUCAAGGUUGAAACUGAUGCCUUGCUGCGAGAUAAUAACUUCGGACCCGACGACUUCACAGAUGCUGUUCUGAAGAACGUUGGUUUCGAGGACUGGUCAGUGGCGAAAGACGGUGAGGCUGCUCUUGAAUCGCGUCGUGAUUUCCGUGGUGAGAAAACCUUUACAAUUGAUCCCAAUGGCUCCGAUGAGCUCGAUGAUGCCAUUCACUUCAAGACACUGCCUGAUGGCAAAGUUGAGAUUGGUAUCCACGUUGCUGAUGUAUCUCACUUCAUCAAGCCCAAUUCACUUGUUGAUCGUGAAGCUAAAAAGCGCGGUACUGCGGUCUAUCUCAUGACGCGUACGGUCAACAUGCUUCCGCCACGUCUUUCGCACGAGCUAUGCUGCCUUAGCCCUGGGCAGGAGCGUUACACGAUGAGUAUUGUCUUCAGGGUUGACCCACAGACUGGUGUCAUCAAUGAAAGCGAGACUUGGAUUGGAAAAGGAGUGAUAAAGAGCUCUGGUAAACUGACCUACGACGACGUCGAUGCCGUCAUCUCUGGCAAAGGCACCCAUGAUCUCGAUGAAGCUAGAGUAAAUGACAUCAAGAUGCUUCAUCAUAUCACAACUUUGUUCCGCCAGCAGCGGUUCAAGGGUUAUCCUGAUCGCAUCCCACCUCUGCGACUACUGUACCUUAUGGAUGACGAGAAUGUGCCAGUCGAGGCCAACAUCUUUGACUCUUCUGCGGCUCAUGAACUGAUCGAGGAGCUCAGCCACAAGGCGAAUGCAUUUGUCGCCAAGAAGCUUGUGGAAAGCAUGCCUGAGAAGGCUCUUGUUCGGCGACACCAGCCUCCCAGCAUUCGACGGCUGCAGACGUUCACGGAAAGGAUGAGUCACAUCGGCUUCGAGAUUGACACAGAAAGCAGCGCCACUCUCCAAAGCAGUCUCUUCGAUGUCAAAGAUGAUGACGUACGCAAGGGAAUGGAAACUUUGCUUGUCAAAUCCAUGCGACGUGCACAAUACUGCGUGUACGGACGCCAGGAGGAUUGCACUCACUGGGCACUUAACCUGCCGCUCUACACGCACUUCACGAAUCCGUCCCGCCGGUAUGCCGAUAUUGUCGUUCACAGGCAACUUGAGGCUGUACUCUCCAAUGGCACGAUUGAGUUCACCGAAGAUGCAGAGUCCCUUGGAAAGACGGCUGAUAUGUGCAACGUGAAGAAGGACUCUGCCCGUGCGGCACAGGAACAAAGCGUCCACAUUGAGGCUUGCCGGAAGAUGGACAAGAGGGCGAAAGAGAUCGGUGGUGACUUGAUCAGCGAUGGUAUCGUCCUCUGCGUCUACGAAUCUGCGUUCGAUGUCCUCAUUCCCGAGUGGGGCUUUGAAAAGCGAGUCCACUGUGACCAGUUGCCACUCAAGAAGGCCGAAUUCGACAAGAGCAAGCGACUACUUGAGCUUUUCUGGGAAAAGGGCGUGCCGUCCUCAGCUUAUGUACCGGAGGACGAGCGACCAAAAGCUGGCCAGGGCCGUGGCGCUGCAGCUGCCGCCGCUCGCGACGCUGAGGUCAAGCAACAGCAGGCUAAGGAGGCUGAAGAGGCUAAGCGCCGCAAUAUGGACACCGGAUCAAUGAAUGCCGACGAAGUUGAUGCAUUGUUUGAAGACGAUGAUGAAUCCGUUACUGACUUGGCUGAGAUGACCUCUGGUGUUUCUCUGACCGCUGGCGUGUCUGCCGACCGACCUACGCAGAGCAUGCCUCCUUCCCCAACUCGCAAUGAAGCGUCCCAGACGCCACAUCGCACCAGCUCUGAUUCGCAACUCAAGCAGAGCGCCGCCGAUGCUCCAGAGAGCAAGCUUAGCAACAAGGAAAAAUACCUCAGCAUGUUCACUCUUCGCGAAGAGGGCGGCGAGUACAUUCAGGAGGUUCGCGAGAUGACUAGGGUACCCAUCAUUCUGAAGACGGAUCUGUCCAAGAGCCCACCAUGCUUGACUAUUCGCUCUGUCAAUCCUUUUGCCUUGUAGAUGCGUCAUGGCGAAGUCCGUGAACAUCGAUGUGCGAUUUCAUACACUUUUAUCCGCAAGCGUGCUCUUCCGUGAGAGAGCCUGCCGCUGACUAAAAGCUCAAAUUUCAUUCCGUCUUGUGUUUAUGAGGAACAGUCCCCUAGUCGCUCCUUUACAUACACGCGCACUGGAUUCCAGACGACGGUAUCUUCAAUAGGACAGGUAUGGCGUGUGAAUUCAAAAUAGACUGCAAUCCCGUGUCAUCGAGAUGGCUGGAACGCCGCUCGAAUGAUGGAUGUUUUGUGGCAUAAUCAACUGACACGCGCAGAAGUGGGAGGGAUCAAUUAUUUCAGAAUGAGCUGGUCAAGCACGCCAAGCAACGAUGGCAUCAUAUAUCGUGUCACUGUGGCUGUACAUGGUUUAGGCACUGUAGUAAAUUCCCUCUCAGUGCUUUGGAAGGUAGUGUUUAGUCAUUGUAGGCCGUAGCGAGUGAAGCCAAAAAAAAUCAGAUUGAGAGAAUUUUCAUAGCAAAGAUUAUCUCGGUG
This is a messenger RNA of Verruconis gallopava, 5318 nucleotides long. RefSeq lists its product as uncharacterized. Lineage: Eukaryota; Fungi; Ascomycota; Dothideomycetes; Venturiales; Sympoventuriaceae. The transcript is spliced from 5 exons. The record is from RefSeq and is a predicted model, not a curated record. The coding region runs from base 739 to 4794 and encodes 1351 amino acids. Gene Ontology annotation, molecular function: 3'-5'-RNA exonuclease activity; RNA binding. Gene Ontology annotation, biological process: mRNA catabolic process. Gene Ontology annotation, cellular component: P-body; exosome (RNase complex).